GAGUUUAUAAAAUUCAACAGCAUUGACAAAGAGUUCUUUUUUACAUUUUAAACCACGUUAUACUUUAAAUAGCCUAACUUGGUAAUAUGAUACAGGUUCUUUAUAAAAAGAUGUGCUACGCAAUACACAAUCACAUGACCGGAUAUCGUCUGACGUUGGUAACUAAGAUUGAAUUUCAAUUUUUAACGACAGAAAAUAUCAAUAGCGACACAAAUGGCUUCCAAUAUGGAGGGUUCAAUCCAUAGAGGAUGUGACUUUAUUUUUGACUUUAAUUGUUUCACCUGUCAGGAAAAUGAUAGAAACACAGAGGCUGGAUUUUACUGUGAGGAAUGUUCUAAAUUUUACUGUAGCAAAUGUGUGGAGUAUCAUAAUUAUCUUUACAAGAAGCAUGCAAUUUUGAACAAAGAAAACAUCAGCCUAUGGCCUAAGACUGAUGUGGUUGAACAAGACAAAUGUAAGGAGCACCAGAAAGAAAAACUGACCAUAUUCUGUGAGGACCACAGUGAGCUGAUAUGUCAUGUCUGCCAUGUCCACAAUCAUCAGAAAUGCAGUCAUUUGGUACUUAUAUCUGACAAAGUGAAACAGCUGCAUCAAAAAGGAUACUUCACACAGUUGUCAGCAACUAUUGAUACACAACACCAGCAGUUGAUACGUAAGAAAGAUGACUUAGAGGAGAAUAUUAAGUCUCUUGAGAAAUCGUACAAAACAAUUCUGGAAGAAAUCAAUGCUUUACGAAAGACAAUUAAUGAUUCUUUGGAUCAACUGGAGAAAUACACUAAGAAGGAGUUGGAUACAUUUCUGGUCACAAUGAGAACAUCAAUUCAAACUGACAUUGAAAAUUGCACUCAGUCCAUCAAAAAUAUUACAUGCUUGCAUGAAGAUUUGAUGAAAACAAAAGACAAAGGUGAAGCACUUAGUUUCAUCAAGUACAGAAAAUGUAUUGACCAGUCCCUUAUGGUAGAAUCAGUUUUACUAGAUAUGACAACAAAGACUGAAAUGACUCUUACCUUUAAACCUGCUGAAGUCGUCCAACAAACCCUGUCCACUCUCUCAGGAUUGGGACAAAUACUAAGAACAGUGGAACAAUCACACCCUGCUAAAAGGACAACACAGAACACGGAUAGCAGACAGAAUAAACCUAAAGAAACCAGCCGGUCUGACUCUGGAAACCAAACAACUACAGGAUUGAAGAUAAACAAAUCCUACCCAGAAUCCAGAACAUCUAGAAGUUAUAGCCCUGGAAACCAAACAAGUGAUCUGACCAAGUCAGGCCAGGUGUCUAAUCUAGUAUCAAGUUCAUCACAACAGCCGGUCCAGGUACAUCAACCAGGGGCAGUAAGCAAGCCUGAUCAAAUAAUCAAAGUGAAGAGUAGUAAGAAGUACAAUGUGAAGAUUAAGGGUUAUACAAACAUAUGCUAUAUAACAGGUAUCUGUGAGACAGCUUCUGGAGCUCUCCUCAUCACAGACUAUUUUAACAAGAGUGUAAAGCUCCUGGAUCAGACCUACAAGGUGGUGGCCCACUUUGACUUGCCUAGCACACCACGGUCCAUGUGCAGCAUUGACUCAAGUCUGGUGGCUGUUACUGUGUAUAACAAAGAGGUCCACUUCAUCAGAGUGACCAAUGAUCAGUUGAUAAAGGACAGGAUACUGAAGCUCCAACAUGAUUGCUUUAGUAUUGCCCAUCAGCAUGGUAACCUGUACAUACCAGAUGGUAGUGCUCUGUAUCUCUAUAAUCUGGAUGGAAAACUGGUGAGGGAGGUGUAUAAGGAUACAUCAAGCGAAAAUAAAGUUAACUCCUGUGCAGUGAGUCCAGAUGGAGACAGGAUAUAUGUGACCCACUAUAAACAGCUGGUCACACUGUCCAGGGAUGGCACAGUGAUCUCCACCCUGACUGUUCCUGACCUGAGCUCCCCUAUAGUUGAACUACCUGGCCUACAUGUGACUGAUUCAGGACAAGUUCUGGUGUGUGGAUACUAUUCUGGCACAAUUGUCCAGGUGGACAAGGAUGGGAGAAAGAUACUGGCAGAGGUGGUGACAAAGAAUGAUGGUGUAUUUCGCCCUAUGUCUGUCUACUACAGUGGGCGCACAGACUCAAUAAUAGUGGGAAUGGGGGGACAAACUGACAUAAGAGUGUUUAAGGCACAGUGACUGUUGGAGUAGGAAUAUGGUAAUUUAUAAUUAUUUAUAUAUUCAUGUCAACAGUUGUGAUCUAAAACAGUGUUACAGUUUUGUAAACACUGUAUAUAAGACAAAGUGACUGUUGGAAUAGGAUAUGCUCAAUAUUCCCUGUAUGAAAAAAUUACAAAUAUCCCAUGAAUCAUGUCUACCACAUUGUUAUCAGUGAGAAAUUUAAAUUUAAAAAUGUUCAAAUGUUAUUAGCAAGAAACACACAACUAAUUAGUCAAAUCAGAACUAGGUUUGAAAGGGCUGUACAAACCUUAAAGAACAGUCUAUUAAAAUGAUUUUGUUUUAGGAUUAUAUAGUUUACAUAUUGUAUAUAAUUAUCUUAUGAUAUUGUUCAUGAUAUGCAUGCAAUUAAUAUUUUGAUGAACAUUGUCUGUCAGUGUGUCAAAUAUUUGUAUGUGUGUAUAAUAUCUAACAAUAAUUAUACUUGUCCAAAUGACACAUUGAGUAAACACAAAAUGAACCAGUAAUAAAAAGAUUUAAGCAUUUGAAAUUUAAGAAUAGCCUGAUCAAAAAGUCCAAAUCAACAUUGAAAUAAGCAGCUUACCAAAUUUUCACUUCAACCUAAGCCAGGACAGACUACUCACCAAACAUUGUCAAUCAAUUUUUAGUACAUCCAUGAGAUCAACAUAAUUGACAUUAAUCUACCUUAUACUUUGGGACAGGGCAGAAUGUCCUGAACUGACAUGGUCAACUUGUAUUUUCAAUGUCCAUCUUGAAAUGGUUCCCUUUCCCUUCAUGUACAGUUCAGUUUUAAGAACUAGUUUCACAGUGAUGAAAACUUCCAACCUUAGAAGUUUCAUCUGCA
Dreissena polymorpha is the source of this 2992-nucleotide messenger RNA. RefSeq lists its product as uncharacterized. The record is from RefSeq and is a predicted model, not a curated record. The transcript is spliced from 3 exons. Bases 214 to 2148 code for a protein of 644 amino acids. Gene Ontology annotation, molecular function: protein binding; zinc ion binding. Lineage: Eukaryota; Metazoa; Mollusca; Bivalvia; Myida; Dreissenidae.